This is a messenger RNA of Trichomonas vaginalis G3, 1173 nucleotides long. Its product is annotated as pectin lyase-like family. The record is from RefSeq and is a predicted model, not a curated record. Lineage: Eukaryota; Parabasalia; Trichomonadida; Trichomonadidae. The transcript has a single exon. Bases 1 to 1173 code for a protein of 390 amino acids.
AUGCAUGGCUCUCCGUUCCAUGUUAACAAAGUUGGCCAUAACACUACGUUUUCAAAAGGUUUUUUCUCAAGGACAUUUGAUACAUUGUUUUUUAUGAAGAAAGGAUCCAACUUAAACAUCUUUUCAUCUACAUUUUCCAAACUGAAAGCCCCAAUGGUGCUUGCUGUUGUUGAUAGCUAUUAUGAUGUCGAUAAACAAAUAGACAUUACUGAGCCGAGCCAAAUAACAAGUACUGGCAAUGGUUUACGCAUUGCCAACUGCAAAGCACAAAAACUAAAUAUUCAAUCAGGCCAUGCCCUUAUUUACUCAACAGGACCUCGUAUUUUCAUUUCAAAUUGCACCUUCACUAACAUCACCGGCACAAAUGCAUGUCUCUUCUACAUUUCCGGUGUCUCAGAUUUCCAGAUCAACAAUACAAAUAUCACUGGCUUUACCGGUGGAGUGGCAGGAAUCGGAUAUGCCAGCUCUUCUACAGUAAUUAUCAACAACACUAACAUUAAAAUACAUCCUGGACCAGUUGCUGAAUCAACAAAUACAACUGAAGAAUCUACUAACACUACCAACACUACUACCAACACUACCAACACUUUACAAGCAGUUUUGUUCUCGUUUGAUGCUACAAACUCAACAAUUGAGUUAAUGACCGUUACAAGCGUGGAAGAUUCGCAUAAAGGUAUACCUUACAUCAAAAUUGCAGAUUCAAUUGCUUCAAGUUUCGAAUCUGUUGAAUUUAAUGCAGCAGCAAAGACCGAUGCCUUAAUUACAUACACUAAUGCAAGCCAUGCAUCAAUAUUUGCCGUUGCUUUUGUUAAUGCUUCAAUUCCACUUUCUUUAUCUAACUAUUCUUCCAUGGCAAUUCGCAGAUCAUGCAUGACUAACACUAUCCCAAAUAUCUCUACAAAUGAUUCCAUCCUUGUCUACCAGAAUUUCACUAAUACUUCGAGUUGCAACCUCGAUUACAUCAAAAUCCCAACAUCUGUAGCUGAAGCCGAACUAACAAAGGCAGAGAAAAUAGCUGCUUGGGUAACAUUCGCUUUCUUCAUCCUCUUCUUCGUUGUUGUCUUCGGAAUCCUCAUUUCACUCAUUUUCUGCAAGGUCGGUAUGAGUGAGGAACUCAACUUCUCUGAGGAACAGCAGGAUGAGGAAGACUCGUUCGAAUCAUUCGCUGCUUAA